This is a messenger RNA of Hypoxylon fragiforme, 537 nucleotides long. RefSeq lists its product as uncharacterized. Bases 1 to 537 code for a protein of 178 amino acids. Lineage: Eukaryota; Fungi; Ascomycota; Sordariomycetes; Xylariales; Hypoxylaceae. The transcript has 3 exons. The record is from RefSeq and is a predicted model, not a curated record.
AUGGCCUCACAACUCCCAGCAUUCCCACGCACAAUCUUCACCAUCGUAGAGCCCAUCUCACUCAUCGGCGGCUUCCUCGGCCCCCUCCUCAACACAGACUGGUUCAUCGCCUCGCAGCUCAACCCCCCUCCCAGCCCCAGCCCCAGCCCCAUCACCACCUCUUCCUACGACGGCAACGCGCGCCUCGUCGCGCUCCAGCUAGGCAACGCAUACGGGCUGCUCUUCCUGCUCGGGAUCGCCGUGCUGUACACGACGCGCGAGCUCAACGUCGUCCGGAACUACCUCGUCGCCCUGUGGCUCGCCGACAUCAGCCACGUCGGCGUCACCUGCUGGGCCCUGGGUUACGAGCGGACCCUCGACGUCGGCGCCUGGAACCCCUUGACGUGGGGUAAUGUCGGGUUCACUUAUACUCCCUACUCUCACGUAAACACUGACAACCAUGAAAAGACUUUCCUCUGCUUAACCCGAACAGCCUAUCUUCUAGGCCUCUUCGGCCCAGAUCGUCCAGCCAUCACUUCCUCCAAAAAGAAGGCUUGA